Molecule: messenger RNA, 858 nt
Organism: Moesziomyces antarcticus
Lineage: Eukaryota; Fungi; Basidiomycota; Ustilaginomycetes; Ustilaginales; Ustilaginaceae
Exons: 3
Coding region: 1-858 (285 amino acids)
Source: RefSeq, a predicted model, not a curated record
AUGGACUCGGAAGGACCAGAGAAGCGAGGACGAAGCGGUCGAGGGGUGGAGUUUUGCUGUCUUUCGUAUCCGCUCGUCAAGGCGGGAGCGUACCUGAUCCCGCUCGAGUUCGGAUUUGUAGCAGGGUGCAUCAUCGUGCUCAGCACUACAACGCCGACGAUCGUGGCUGCAGUCGAUACGCUGCCGCACAUCUUUUCGCUCGUGCUGCUCAUCCUUGCGAUCAUCACACUGGCAUGGCAGGUGAUUGGGCUGGCGACGGUGCGGAUCGAGAUGAGCUCCAUCUACAGACUGUACAUCCGGCUCAACUUUCUGCUUGUGCUCAUCACCGCCGCCACUGCUGCGAUUGGCACCGUGGUGAUUGCGACCAAGCACAAGCAGUCGACCGAGGUGUGCACGCGCAUCUACGGCAAUCCGCCGUUGAACUCGAGCAACGGCGUGUCGGUCCCAGGGCUGGAGUCGUUUGCUCCCGGCGAGCAUAUCUGCAACUACGUCAUGUGGGCCCAAACGGCAGCUAUGGGCGGCCUCACGCUCAUCCUCUUCCUGACUCAGCGUGCUUAUGGCCAAAAGCAGCGUAACGCACUGCAGCAGCUGCAGGAACACGACGAGGAAGAGCGAGCGAGUGCUUUGGUCAGCAAGCCAGGAAAAUCCUCGCGAAAUUCCAACUGCAAGGCCGCCAAGUGGCGACCAGCCGCUACGUACGGUAGCCUUCAGUUCGCAUUAGCACAUCUUCGGCCCACAGCAGCGCAGUCUCAGGUCUAUCGCGCGUCCGACCGCCUGCCAGAGAGCCGUCGCCGCCUCUGCGAGCAGCCGCCAGUGCCACCCGGGCGCAACUCGUUCGUCUGGAUCUCGAAUAUGUGA